GUACAAACAAACAACAUUUUGAACAACAUUAUAUAAACCGACACGACACACACAUCUCUUUAAUUAAAUACCUCAAAAUAUAUUUAUAUUUCCAGAAACAUAUAUUUGUUCAUCUGUUCAUCUUAGCUUUAUUCAGAUCAUUCGAUUGCGAUCAUGGCCGGAGCUUUGGUUCAAUCGACUAGUUUUCCGUCAACGGCUGCCGGUGAAAGCAAGGUCCGUAUGAAGAUAUCGGGUUAUCGAAAAGGCGAACUAAAGAUGAUGUACAGCUUACAAACCCCUCCGGUUACAAUGAGAACUUUCUCCGGUUUGCGAGGAACCAACGCGUUAGACACCUUGCUAAAAAGGGGCCAUGAUUUCCACUCAAAAGUUGCCGCUGCAACAAUCGUUCGACGGCCAAAACCGUCUAGAAUCGUGCCAAAAGCCAUGUUUGAACGGUUCACCGAAAGAGCGAUUAAGGUUAUAAUGCUUGCACAAGAGGAAGCAAGACGGCUCGGUCACAACUUUGUGGGUACGGAACAGAUAUUGCUUGGGCUUAUCGGUGAGGGCACUGGCAUUGCGGCAAAGGUGUUGAAAGCGACGGGAGUUGGUUUGAAAGACGCGCGUGUGGAGGUUGAAAAGAUUAUUGGUAAAGGAACUGGAUUUGUUGCGGUAGAGAUCCCGUUUACGCCUCGUGCGAAGCGUGUUUUGGAGUUUUCGUUAGAGGAGGCGCGUCAACUUGGACAUAAUUAUAUUGGAACAGAGCACUUGCUCCUUGGUUUGCUUCGUGAGGGCGAAGGUGUUGCGGCUCAUGUUCUUGAAAAUUUAGGUGCAGAACCGAAUAAUAUUCGCACACAGAUUAUCAGAAUGGUUGGUGAGACUGCAGAAUCUAUAGUUGCUAAAGCAGGUGUUACAAGCUCCAACAACAAAAUGCCGACACUCGAGGAAUACGGGACCAACUUGACAAAGCUAGCAGAGGAGGGUAAGUUGGACCCUGUUGUGGGAAGACAACAACAAAUAGAAAGAGUUACGCAAAUUUUGGGCAGGCGUGCGAAAAACAAUCCCUGCCUUAUAGGAGAACCUGGUGUCGGGAAGACGGCUAUCGCUGAAGGCCUUGCCCAAAGAAUCGCAAAGGGCGAUGUUCCUGAAACGUUAGAGGGCAAGAAGGUAAUAACUCUAGAUAUGGGUCUUCUUGUGGCUGGAACAAAGUAUCGCGGAGAGUUUGAAGAGAGAUUAAAGAAGUUAAUGGAGGAAAUCAAGCAAAGUGACGAAAUUAUUCUAUUUAUCGACGAGGUGCACACACUUAUCGGAGCCGGAGCCGCAGAGGGUGCCAUUGAUGCCGCUAACAUCUUGAAGCCCGCUCUUGCUAGAGGUGACUUACAGUGUAUUGGUGCAACAACACUUGAUGAAUACCGGAAGCAUAUUGAAAAGGACCCGGCACUUGAGAGACGGUUCCAGCCCGUUAAGGUACCCGAGCCAACGGUUGAUGAAACAAUACAGAUAUUGAAAGGGCUUCGUGAACGAUACGAAAUUCACCAUAAGCUUUGUUACACCGAUGAAGCAUUAGUGGCUGCAGCAGAAUUGUCAUACCAGUACAUAAGUGACCGAUUUCUUCCUGAUAAAGCAAUUGAUUUGGUCGAUGAAGCUGGUUCUCGUGUUCGCCUUCGUCACGCACAACUCCCGGAAGAAGCCAGAGAGCUUGAGAAAGAGCUUAGGCAGAUAACGAAAAACAAGAAUGAAGCCGCUCGUGGCCAAGAUUUCAAGAAGGCUGGGGAGUUGCGGGAUAGAGAAAUGGAUCUUAAAACUCAAAUAUCAGCGCUGGCGGGCAAAACCAAAGAAAUGAGCAAAGCGGAAACCGAGGCCGGUGAGGAGGGUCCCAUCGUAACAGAAGUCGAGAUUCAACACAUCGUAUCUUCGUGGACCGGCAUACCGGUUGAUAAAGUCUCCACCAACGAAUCGGCCCGCCUCCUCAAAAUGGAAGAAACCCUUCACACACGAGUCAUCGGUCAAGACGAAGCUGUCAAAGCCAUAAGCCGAGCCAUCCGCAGAGCCCGUGUCGGUUUAAAAAGCCCAAACCGUCCCAUCGCCAGCUUCAUCUUCUCCGGGCCCACCGGUGUCGGGAAAUCCGAACUAGCUAAAGCUCUAGCCGCCUACUACUUCGGCUCGGAAGAAGCCAUGAUCCGGUUAGAUAUGAGCGAGUUCAUGGAACGACACACUGUCUCGAAACUCAUCGGUUCACCGCCCGGUUACGUCGGAUACACCGAAGGUGGUCAAUUAACCGAGGCGGUCCGUCGCCGCCCCUACACCGUCGUCCUAUUCGACGAAAUCGAAAAAGCUCACCCUGAUGUCUUCAACAUGAUGCUUCAAAUACUCGAAGACGGAAGGUUGACCGACAGCAAAGGACGAACCGUUGACUUCAAAAACACACUUUUAAUCAUGACAUCGAAUGUCGGGAGCAGUGUUAUCGAAAAAGGCGGUCGGAGAAUCGGGUUUGACCUCGACUACGAUGAAAAAGACAGCAGUUACAACAAAAUCAAAAACUUAGUCACAGAAGAACUAAAACAAUAUUUCCGACCCGAGUUCUUAAACAGAUUAGACGAAAUGAUCGUGUUCAGACAGUUGACCAAACUGGAAGUCAAAGAGAUAGCCGAUAUCAUGUUGAACGAGGUUUUCGACCGGUUAAAGGAUAAAGACAUUGAGCUUCAAGUGACCGAACGGUUUAGAGAACGGGUCGUGGAGGAAGGAUACAACCCGAGUUAUGGUGCAAGGCCUUUAAGAAGAGCCAUUAUGAGGCUAUUGGAAGACAGUAUGGCCGAAAAGAUGCUCGCCCACGAUAUUAAAGAGGGUGAUUCGGUAAUUGUUGAUGUUGAUUCUGAUGGUAAUGUGACGGUUCUUAACGGUAGCAGCGGUGGUGAAGCACCCGAGACUUUACCGGAACCUAUUGAAGUGUAGACUUGCUAAAAAUAUGUUGUAUGUACUGUGAAUAUUGUCAAUAUUGUCAUAUGAUGAAUUUGCA
This is a messenger RNA of Helianthus annuus (common sunflower), 2992 nucleotides long. Its product is annotated as ATP-dependent Clp protease ATP-binding subunit ClpA homolog CD4B, chloroplastic. The transcript has 10 exons. NCBI's taxonomy places the organism in Eukaryota, Viridiplantae, Streptophyta, Magnoliopsida, Asterales, Asteraceae. Gene Ontology annotation, cellular component: cytoplasm. Gene Ontology annotation, molecular function: ATP hydrolysis activity; protein binding; ATP binding. Gene Ontology annotation, biological process: cellular response to heat. The coding region runs from base 154 to 2928 and encodes 924 amino acids. The record is from RefSeq and is a predicted model, not a curated record.